Molecule: messenger RNA, 1047 nt
Organism: Pogona vitticeps (central bearded dragon)
Lineage: Eukaryota; Metazoa; Chordata; Lepidosauria; Squamata; Agamidae
Product: 5-hydroxyisourate hydrolase
Biological process (GO): purine nucleobase metabolic process
Molecular function (GO): hydroxyisourate hydrolase activity
Source: RefSeq, a predicted model, not a curated record
UGCGCUACGAUGCCCCGCACAUUUGCCAAGAGGGGCCGGCUGUGUGGGCAUAAAACAGGUUCUUCUGCCUUGCAGUUCCCAAAGGGUUAAGAUUUCGGGCUGAGUCACGGCUGGCUGGCAGUGAAUGCCAGGUCGGAAGCGCGGGUGUGUUUUGUGUGGCGGGUUUGGGUCGGGAAUGCCCAGAAAUGGAUCACAGAAAGCAGUUGCUGAAGAAGGACGGAGCGGAAGCCCAAGGAAAUGUGGCGGGCUGGACAGAAGAGGACCCCCGGGCUUCCUUGACCAUCCAUGCCUUGAAUGGACUCACUGGUCGGCCUGCCGCAGGUCUGCCCAUGCGCCUCUCUGAGCUUGAGGCUCCCAACAAACCCUGGAUCGAGAUCUUGAAGAGUGCAACCAAUAGAGAGGGCUGCCUGGACAAGAGCAGCCUGGCACCCCAGCGGCUGAAAGCGGGCACCUACAAGCUGCAUUUUGACACAGGGGAAUACUGGAGGCAGCAGGGCCACACCAGCUUCUACCCUUAUGUGGAAAUCGUCUUCACCAUCACAGAGGCUGAACGGAGAGUGCACCUCCCACUGCUGCUCAGCCCCUGUUCUUACACCACCUACCAAGGAAGCUAGUGGAAGCGACGGGGGGGGGGGCAGGAGGAGGCAGCCGCUCUGAAAGGAACCGAGCUGCUUUGUCUGGUUUUGAAGAGGAGAGAGGCCCAGCGGGCUGAAAGCCAGAGCUGCGUCCCAAGUCCCAUGCUGGAACAGCCUCGGGAGCUGAGAUCAGAAACCUGAGAUGAAUAAACGGUCCGCCUCACAGGGCCGUUGUGAGGAGGAGCACAAGAGCUGGAGAUGCCCUGGGUUGAGUCUUGGUCUUUUCACCUGCCUUGGCAUUCUUUGCGCAGCAGCGGAAAGCAUGUCCCCCUCUUCCCCUUGGAGGGUGUUUGGGUGGCCAGCGUGGCUGCUGCAUUUCAGCCCCUGUUACAGAAGUCCAGGGGCUGAUGAAGGAGGUGGAGGAGGAGGCCUGCUCCAGGAGUCACCCGUUUUGAAGGAGCAAAACAAGGGA